Molecule: messenger RNA, 883 nt
Organism: Olea europaea var. sylvestris
Lineage: Eukaryota; Viridiplantae; Streptophyta; Magnoliopsida; Lamiales; Oleaceae
Exons: 4
Coding region: 180-551 (123 amino acids)
Source: RefSeq, a predicted model, not a curated record
AGAAUUAAAUUAUCAAAAGGCAAUUUGAGGAGGAGAAAGCCCUACUACCCGUUUUGUUUUGUUUCACUUUCCUGUUAUCUGCGACAUAUUUUUCAAAGCACUAAGCACAAUAAUUCACAUAAGCACCUCAAGAAAAAGUGAACUGAAACAGUGAGAAAGCUUAAAAAUUAAGCUGAAAAAUGGCGAUUUCUAUUCCUGUUCUUGUUAUUGUCAUCUCACUUCACCUCAUAGCGUUCGUAUUUGCCGUCGGUGCCAAACGACGACGUAGCACGGCGACGGUGGUGCCGGACGAGUAUGAUGAGAAGACGUACUGUUUAUAUGGCACUGACGCGUCCACGGUUUACGGUUUGGCGGCGUUUGGGCUGCUAUUGAUUAGCCAGACGGUGGUUAACGGCGUCACCAAGUGCUUGUGUUUUGGCAGAGGGAUGAUGGGUGGGGGCUCUACUACUUGUGCUAUUUUCUUCUUCAUUUUCUCAUGGGAUAAGGAUGUAAAGUCAAUAUGGAAUCAAUAUUUCAGUUCAAGAGGACCAAGCCACUGGAAUAAAGUGUGAAAUGUUAAGAUUUGAGCAGAAGCUCGAUGUUGGAUGGCUUAAGGAGAAACUUAAUGAAAAUUGGAUGAGGACUAAUUGUAAUAACGAGAAUAGAGAGCUUUUGGGAGAAAAUCAUAAAAAUGCAUAAGUACUUUCAAGUUUGUUGAUUCAAAAUGAAGAUUUCAAGCAAAGAGAUUGGAAUUUAGUGAAUACUCUUGAAGAUGUUCAAAGGGAUUUCAAUAUUUUGUAUGAUGAAUUAGCAAUUUAUUACAUGUUGCUGUAUUAUGAACAUGACAGGCUAAAUCAUUUGUGCUUAAGAUGAUGAUGUAAAGCAUUAUUUGAAGUUUUAAUUA